Messenger RNA from Saccharomycopsis crataegensis, 2463 nucleotides. RefSeq lists its product as uncharacterized. Lineage: Eukaryota; Fungi; Ascomycota; Saccharomycetes; Ascoideales; Saccharomycopsidaceae. The coding region runs from base 1 to 2463 and encodes 820 amino acids. The transcript has a single exon. The record is from RefSeq and is a predicted model, not a curated record.
AUGACCUCCUCAGACCCGCCUUUCAAAGACUCCUCCAGUAUCAACCACUACCUAAAAGAAAUCCGCUCCAGCAAUGGCUCCCACAAACUAUCCCUGAAUAUGGCGCUCUCGUUCCUCGAUCUUUUACAUAGAAACAUCAUCGCCUUUCCCUCCCACGACAAAGAAAAGGCUAACUCCAUCGCCACUCUCUCCAACCUCACCCAUUUCUUGCCUGAAAACUCCACCGGCUUGUCAAAAUAUUUAUGCGAUUACAACUUUGUCGCCGCCAUCGUCAAUAACGCCAUCUUGAACCCCUUCGAUGACGCCCCGUACUCGAUCAUCAACUCCCUCCUUAAAACUGACUUGGUUUCAUUCGAAAACCUAGAGGUCAAUGCUGCCGCCCCCGGCGACAUCUACAAGACAUUCAUGUCGGUUCUUAUCAAACACCCCCAAAUCGUCGAGAAUAUCCCCAAAAGACUCCAGUCCACCAGCAGAAAUUUGGCCCCGUCAUCGAUCGAAUUCGUGAUGUUGAUCACCAUGAUCUGCGCCCCAAUAGAACGUACCAAUUAUGCUCUUAAGAUAUUCAUGAUCUUUUGUCAAGAAAACAUCUUUGAGCUCAUCAACGACAUUUUUGAAAAAUCCCAGUUCAACGCUAACCAUACCGGGGUCGUGGCAUUCCCCGUCAGCACUAAGUUAUACAGUAUCUUUAACACCUGUUACAUCAAAGCGUUUGCAAUGAUUCUCGACAAUUUAGCCUCCACUACCGUGGACAUUCACAACAAUCAGCUUCAUCAAACCAUAUUGAACACCCUCGUUCAAUCGAUUAAAAACUUCAACCAUUUGAACGUCGGUAAUUCUUUGGGGAAAUACAAGGAUACUUCCGUGCUUUUCCACAAAUUGGGGUUCUCUAAAAACCCUAGCGCUUAUAUCGUCUCCCACUUCUCAUUCCCGGUAAUUUUCACCGUGAUCACUUUCCUCAUCAAACCCUCGGUCAACCGCUUCAAAUUGAAAUGUAAACAACAAUAUUUACUCGUGUCGUCCGAAGCAAAAAGAUUCCCAAUGAACAAGAUGUUGUUCGAAAUCUCCCAAUUGCUUCAUUCGCACAACGCCAUCAAUAAUACCAAAAACACCGAAAUUUACCACAAAUACAUUCUCUAUUUCGAUCAAAUCUUCGCGUUAUUGGCCAGCAAGGCGUUGGUGUAUUGGGAAGAAUCCCACGCCGACAGUACCGGUGCCAAUGAUAUCACAGCAAUGUUGGAAUUGCUCAAGUUGGAUAUGAAGUUCAUCAACUCGUUACUACUCCAUGCUAAAAGUUUUGCCCCGGUGCAAAAAAAAUCGUUGGCGUUGUCUUAUGGAGAUAUUCGAAACAUCGAAUCAGGGUUCCUUAGAGAUAAUCAAUACAUGAACGUCAUGAGCUCGAAAGACUUGAAUGGUUUCGACGAGCUUCUUAUUGAAAAUCUCAAGUUUUUCAUUAUCAAUGAACGUUUCAACGAAUUGUCGGUGGGGUGCUUGUGUUACGACGAUGAUCCUGAUUUCAGCACUGCCAGCAGCAACUUCAGCAUGAAUUCUACUAAUAAACUGAAAUUAAAGAAAAGAAUUUACAUGGCGUUAUCGACCAACAAGACUUCCAUCCUUUAUAGAAAAAUUUCGGAAAAUCAAGCGUUCCAUAAUGGUAAUCACAUGGAUUUGGAUACUGACAACAGUCAUCAAAUUCCUAUCCGAUCGAUCAAGAGAAUUGUCAUCAAUGAUGAUAAGUCGGUGUCUAGUGGUGCGGUGUCUAUUAGUAGCUCGUCGGUAAUGGAAGGUUACUCCAAACAAAGACAGAACCUUGGUUCGGUUUAUCAAAGAUUCAUCCGGAUGGGCUCAGGUAACAGAACUACGAAAAUUUCUCUUAUCAAUCAUGAAAACGACGCGUUUUUCACUUUCUACAUUGACAACAAGCACAGUUCGAUGCUUUGGAUCGAUUCUUUGAUGUUGUUAAUUAACAAAUUCAAUUUCGCCAACGUCACCACGGAAACCAAAUCACACAUGGAGAAAUUGUUCGAUAUCAAGCGGGGGAUGCAGUUUUCUCUGUUGAAGGAUAUUUAUGCCAUUGAGAGUAUGAACUUACCUAACACCAUUUUCAACUUCAACAUCAACGACGUCACCAUCGAUAACCAUAAAGUGGACGAUAAAACCAUGCAUGAAUUCUUGAUCCAACAACUUGACGACAUCAAAUUCGACAAUUUUGACAAGCUCAUCAAGCGUGAUUUCCAAAACAUUUUGAGCAACGAAUACUCUUUGGAUUCGAAGAAUUCUAAUGGUGGUGAUUCAUUCAAUAAUAUUUUGAAGAAGAGUUAUCGAAAUGAAUUGAAGAGGAAUAAAAUAAAGAGCCCAGAAACUUUCGAAGACUCCAGUACGCUUUCUCUGGCUAUUGAAGAGGACGAGUUUGAUUACAGUUAUGAUGAAUUAGCGGCGAUUGGUAGCAAUUUCUACUAUACCUGA